Trichoderma reesei QM6a is the source of this 1626-nucleotide messenger RNA. RefSeq lists its product as uncharacterized. Lineage: Eukaryota; Fungi; Ascomycota; Sordariomycetes; Hypocreales; Hypocreaceae. The transcript has 2 exons. The record is from RefSeq and is a predicted model, not a curated record. Bases 1 to 1626 code for a protein of 541 amino acids.
AUGUACAUGUAUGUACUUGCGCAAGUGCGUCAACACCAAUCGUCUCCUGCUCUUGGUCCGUCGAUCAGCAAACACGAGAGAUUCAGCCGGCGGCGAAAGGGGCCGACUGUCGGAGGCUCGAGACUUGGUUCAAGAAGAGCCGCUCCGCUUCCAAUUGCGAUAGUAGCGGCACCAGAAGCCGAGGCCGCAGCAACACCGGAGCCUCAACCAGCAAAGGGCUCUACAUGUCAUGAGGAGCAUACGCCCUGGCAGACGCUGCGAUGCAUCAUCAAGCGGCGCCAACUCUAUGUCAAGAAUCACUUGGCCCACAGGCAGGGCUUCCGAGUCGGCUGCGCCAAGUGCGAUGAAGAACUUCUCGUGGCGCUGCCUGAGGCGUCGUCUUCCAACCUCGAGCUUUUUGAGCGGCCGUCGGCCCUGAUGCUGGCGUGCGGGCACCUCUUCUGCUACAAGUGCCUGGAGAGGGCGCGGGACAAGGACCACUUUGAAGGAAGGGCGAUGGCAUGCCCCGUCUGCGAGGCCGCCAUGGAGUGUCUGGAGUGCGGCCAUCUAGCCAGGUGGGAGCCCAUACCCAGGAUCUUUUACGGCCCCGAGGGCGUCGACGAAGUGCCCUUGACGACGCCGGAAGGAGGAGCCUCGCCGUCAAAGUGCGCGAGCUGCAUGGCGAGCGAGGCGUGGACGGCCCAAGGGGAGGAGGAAGUGGUGCGGUUGUUGAGGGAUGAGGAGCGGGAGGACUUGUGUGAUGCGGUGAAUGGUGAGGUGCGGAGGGUGCUCUGCCUGGUCAUGAACGAUAUGGAGGAGGAGGAGGAAUAUGUGGAGAUGGAUGCGGACGAUGUGAGAUGGCGCCUGUGGGAUCUGGCUGGGAAGAAUAUGCCGACUUUGUGGGAUCGGAGGAGAGACUAUGUUGCGCGUUGGGAGGGGGUGAUCAAUGUCGACGCUGUGGACAAUAUGGAGGCUGUCAACACCACGGGAGUCGUGAGCAACAUGGGAGUCGUGAACAACAUGGGAGUCGUGAGCAACAUGGGAGUCAUGAACAACAUGGGAGUCGUGAGCAACAUGGGAAUCGUGGACAACACGGGAAUCGUGAACAACACAGAAGUCAUGAACAACACAGAAGUCAUAAACGACAUGGAGGUGGCGAGUUACAUGGGAGUCAUGAAUAACAUGGAGGUGGUGAACGAUAUGGGAGCGGUGAAUAACAUGGGAACCAUUAACAACAUGGAGGUGUUGAACAGUACGGGAGCCGUGAACAACAUGGAGGUUGUAGGUUACAUGGGAGUCAUGAACACCAUGGAAGCUGUGAACAGUAUGGGAGCUGUGAACACCAUAGAAGCUGCGAACACCAUGGGAGCUGUGAACAACAUGGAGGUGGUGAAUUACAUGGGAGUCAUGAACACGGGAGUCAUGAACGACAUGGAGGUGGUGAACACUGUGGGAGUUGUGAACACCAUGGAGGUCAUGAACCAUAUGAUGAACAAUAUGGAGUUAUUACCUUAUGAAACUGAGACUGUUGGUGGCAGUCAUGAUGCGAUGCCGGCGGAAUGGAGUGGUUCGGAGUCGUUUACCGAGUUACUGGGCGACCUGGCAUGGGACGGCACGGAUAGUAUGCAGAUGAUGGGAGAGACGUGA